Molecule: messenger RNA, 1943 nt
Organism: Patiria miniata (bat star)
Lineage: Eukaryota; Metazoa; Echinodermata; Asteroidea; Valvatida; Asterinidae
Product: 26S proteasome complex subunit SEM1-like
Exons: 3
Coding region: 65-316 (83 amino acids)
Biological process (GO): double-strand break repair via homologous recombination; proteasome assembly; mRNA export from nucleus
Cellular component (GO): proteasome regulatory particle, lid subcomplex; proteasome complex
Source: RefSeq, a predicted model, not a curated record
AACAGUAUUGUUAGAUGUGGACACGCGACACAAUUACUAUAUUCCGUGAGUAAGCACAAACAACAUGGCAGACCAAAAGAAACAGGAGAAAAAGGCUCCCGAGAAAAAGGUUGAUCUUGGAUUGCUCGAGGAAGAUGACGAAUUCGAAGAGUUUCCAGCGGAAGAGUGGGCAAGUGAAGAGGAGGACCCAACAGACUCCAACGUUUGGGAGGACAAUUGGGAUGAUGAUAACGUCGAAGAUGACUUCUCAAAACAGCUGAGAGCGGAACUUGAAAAACAGGGCAGCAAGGACCAGUCAGAGCCCAUGAAGACGUAGCACAAAGCAGAAAUAAAGGGGGUCAAAGUUCAAGGGUCGCAUCUGAGGUCAUUUGACACUGGAAAAACCGGAGCAAGAUUUCAAAUAAGUUCCAUAAACUCUCAGAUAAGAAUAUCGGACUCCAUUGUUCUAACAAUUGCAUAUAAUGUUUUGAAGCAGGCAUAGGCUUUCAUCACAUUUCAGUUUUUGUGUCAUAUUUUGCAUUUUAGAUAAAGAGUUUCCAAUAAUUUGUUCUUGUAAGGAAAGGUAUAUUUUGAGAGAAUGUCAAUAUGGCUACGGUUAUUGCUUUCAUUGCUUUAAAAUCUAAUAUUUAAACUUUUCCAUGGAAGUACCAAGAAACUAUUGACCAAUCCAAGCUUUUGUUUUUACUACCAGUGAAUACCACAGACAACAUAAAACUCAGGCUCUGAUUGGUUGAUUGGGUUUGCAUCUUUGCAUGGCAUUCCUAAUACUGUAAACCUUUACCAACUGUAAAUGAUGUAGAAAUUCCACACAUUUCUCAACGCCAGGUUCUUGUGUUUAUCAAUGUGCAUCUUCUCCUGUUGUUGAAGAGUUUGAAUAUCCACCAAUGGGUGGAUGGCCACACCCCUUUAUGUAAAUGAAGGUAUAGACUCCUUACAUGAACAGUAAACGGCAUUUUCUGACCACUUUCGAGAGCCCAGUUAACGCAACACUUCGCGUGCACGUACUUGAUCGUGCGCGUAUGGCGCAAAGAAAGUACGCACAACUUAUUUCAUGUUGAAUGUGCUCAAAGGCAUAGCAUCUUAGCAUGAGCGUCAGGCGGCGUCGGUAAUGCAUUCAACUGUCCCUUCUAGUGGUCACCCCAACUCUCCUUUGUUACCGUUGAGCGGGUACUUGUGUAGAGAGCCCGUUAUCUAAAUCUACCAUCGAAUAAGUGUUGAAGGCAUCUUCAUGGAAAUGACUGCCACUGUUGGAGUUAGUGGAGCAGAUCUGCUGCGGCCUUGUUAAAACUUGUUUUUUGAAAAAUACUAUUAAAUCGCAUUUCAAUUAGAGGGACGGAGGUGUUCCAUAACAAAAUAAUUUGCUGCUUUAACCCCUUCUCGCCGGUAUUGUUCAGCCACGGACAGCAGCACAACGGGUGGAAUGUGUACGUGCAGGCAUUCAGUGGUUGUCUAUGAAUGGAUGCGCUAUGCAGCAGGAAUGCGGCACUAGCAAUCCCCGGCUUUUAUCGAGCUGCAUCUGGAGCUGUCAGCCACCGACAGUCAGCAUCAAGGGGUUAGAUGUAAAGCCUCUGUACUGAUGACAUCACACAUUGUUUACACGUGCUUUUCUAUGCGAGCCUGGUGGGGACGACGGUUUCAUAGCCCUAUAGAAAAGCGCACAAGUAAACGAAGUGCGACGUCAUCGGUACAGAGGCGUAUUCGACAUGGUAUUCUUGGUUUCAAGCGAGUAACAAACCACCAGUUGUUGAUAUAAAUUUCUUGUUUAGCAUGUUAAUCCAUAAAAACAUUUUUAAUACAAAUACAUGCAUCGUCACUUUUUGUCCCCUCUAUUUGAAGUAUGUACACACACAAAAAUGUCUUAUGUUUAUUGUUUGUUACAUUCAUGUAAGUUAACUUCUUAAAAGUAAGACUUUCAAUAAAACUCAAUUGUAAGAGCAACUUGA